AGGUGAGUCCUCAGGUGACAGCACCUCCUGCUCGGCCGGUAAACCCUGGUAUUCUCGGCCUCCUCUCACGCCACACGGGUCAUGACACCAACCGUGUUAAUCCCCCGGGUUGUGUCGGUGCCUACACCCGCCGCUGAUGGGAUUACCGGGGAGAAAGCAGAGGGCCGAGCACGUUGCAGCGCGCCGUGCCGGCCCACCUGACCCUGAGUCCGGGGAUCUCACUGCCAGGGCCCCGGCGGGUGGGGGCGGACCCGGAGGAUGUGACGUCCAGCUCGGGCAGGAGAUUGAACCUCGUCCCGCAGACGCCGCCCGCUCGCCGCUUGUUGUCUGAUGGGGAUUACGGUGAAGAUGGCUGAGUGACCGGUCCAGAGGGAAACAUCCACCGAGCCCCGCAGCCAUGGACAUAACUUUUCUCCUGUCCGCCAUUAUCUUCACGCUCCUCGCCGUCGUGGUGGGGACGUCGCUGUUCGGCGGCUCCUCGCCCGUCUCGGACUUCGUUAACGCCCGGGGUUAUUUCGGGCACCGGGGUGAAGGAGCUACCGGGGGAUCGGAGCCACCGGGGCCGAAGCAGAACGGCCACGCACCGGAGAAGAAGAAGCAGAAGAAGGCGGAGGAGGACUGGUGCGAGAUCAGCGGCAGCUCGCACGACCACUGGGACGUGGUGAAAUGUGUGGAGUCAGAGCAGGCUCAUCCUCAGCUUCUCGUUGAAGAGCUGGAACCGGCCGAACACUCCUCCUCCACCAGAUCCAGCCUGUCCACCCCCAGGCCCGAUUCUAGGAACACGAGCUUAGACGUAGACUCGUCCUCCGAGGCCUCGUGGGGUCGUAGGUCAUUCAUCGGGCUCUCUGAGAAGGAGCUCCUAAAGUGUGCUUUCUCUUACCCCCAGACCGAGGGAGCCACAGAGAGCCCGGGAACCAACGACAAGAUGGAGUCAAACGAUUCCUUGAAGUACAUCCCCGGGAAGUCGAGAUCCCACCACUUGCAAAUGAUGAUGUCAACAGACGAGCUGGAGGAGGAGCAGAGGAUACACUCCCACACUGACUUUAACUGUCUGUAAGUCUGAAAAAGGAGCAGAUCCGCGGGUGCAGCGGGAGCAGCUGGCCGCCAUCUUCCAUCUGCUGAAGGAGAACAAGGAGACGUUUGGGGAGGUGUCGGAGGGAGACAUGGAUGACCAGCUCAGACUCUACUCCAUCUGACACUCCUGUCUGACUCCUCGCGUCUGUGAGCGCCACUGACGGACCGGUCCUGUGCAACCAAAUACUUCCAUCAGCCUGGUCUCAGUAUUCAGCACAUCUGUACCAAACAGAUACUCUCAUUUGUGUUUUAAUGACUUUCUGUUUUUUGGGGUUUUCUCGCGCUGUUUGUUUGUUUACUUCAUGUCAUUGAAACUACAGACCACAUGAAAGGAAGACCAAAGGAAACAAAGAGAUUUUUUUUCUAGUUACCGAUUUGUAAAAGGAAAACAUGACUGUUAGUUUUAUAUCAUAAUUAAACAUGUUAAUUUAUUUACAAAACUUUUUUUUUUUUAAGAAAUCUUCAUUUAUAUGUGUAACAUGUUUUAAUCCCUGCAUAUCUUUCACUCUGCUGUGUAAUAAACCACAUUAUGAUUAUGUA
Molecule: messenger RNA, 1614 nt
Organism: Hippoglossus stenolepis (Pacific halibut)
Lineage: Eukaryota; Metazoa; Chordata; Actinopteri; Pleuronectiformes; Pleuronectidae
Product: matrix-remodeling-associated protein 7
Exons: 5
Coding region: 398-1057 (219 amino acids)
Source: RefSeq, a predicted model, not a curated record